Messenger RNA from Thecamonas trahens ATCC 50062, 1269 nucleotides. RefSeq names its product deoxyribonuclease TATDN1. The coding region runs from base 1 to 903 and encodes 300 amino acids. The record is from RefSeq and is a predicted model, not a curated record. Lineage: Eukaryota; Apusomonadida; Apusomonadidae. Gene Ontology annotation, cellular component: cytosol. Gene Ontology annotation, molecular function: 3'-5'-DNA exonuclease activity. The transcript has a single exon.
AUGUAUCAGGGUGUAUAUCGGGGGACAUUCAAGCAUGAGCCGGAUUUGGACGAGGUGUUGGCUCGGGCGGAUGCUGCGGGUGUCCGCGCCAUCAUGAUCACCGGCACCGACGUCGUCGAGUCAACCAAAGCUGUGGAUAUGGUGGCCCGGGGCGGAGGUAGUGCGGAAGAUGGCCGGCCUGAACUCUAUGCCACGGUUGGAGUGCAUCCGACGCGGGCUGGUGUGUUUGAUGAUGACGGCGAGGGCGCCGUCGUUGAGCGCCUGCGGACGCUCGUUGUCCGCGGUGGCGACAAAGUCCUCGCCGUGGGCGAGACCGGCAUCGAUCACAACAGAGCCCACUUUUGUCCCCUCGAGGUGCAGGCCAAGUACUUUGAGACCCAGAUCCAGCUUGCCCGCGAGCUCGACAAACCGCUCUUCCUCCACUAUCGCAACGACGAUGCAGAGCCGGACUCGCCGUUCUUCUCCAUCCUCGCCGCCCACGCCGGCGCCAUUCGCGGUGUCGUCCACUCGUUCACUGGCUCGCCCAGUGAGAUCGAGACCAUUGUUGGCCUCGGCCUCUAUGUCGGUAUCAAUGGCUGCUCGCUCCGAACCGAAGCCAACUGUGAUGCUGUCCGCACCAUCCCGCUCGAACGGCUGCUGCUCGAGACCGACGCGCCGUGGUGCGACAUUCGGCGGACACACCACGGGUACAGCCAUGUUGUCACUCACUUUGAAGGCGCCAAGAAGGCUAAGGCCUUUGUCCGCGGCUCGAUGGUCAAGUCGCGCAACGAGCCGGCCACCAUGCGCCAGGUCCUCGAGGUUGUCUACGGCCUGCGCGCAGCUGUCGACAACCUCGAGUCGAUCGACGCUUUUGCCGCCAUCAUCUACGCCAACUCGGAACGUUUGCUUCUGGGUCGGCCGUGAGUUGCUCGGGCCUGUUGUGCUCGUCACGUGUACGCUGCCAGAUACUCGUCUAUCGAGUCGAGCAGAAGCGUGUCGUCGACGGUGAGCCCAAACUCGUCAUCGCCGAUGUCGCCGGCUUCAUUCCCGCCGUCAUCGGACACAACAGACGCGUUUGAGCUCUCGGCAUCGCUCCAGUUGUCGUUGUGGCUGUGGAUUGGGGAUGUUCGUGCGUCGUUCCACCGCCACCCCUGCUUUCCAACCAGCAUCGACGAGACAAAACCCGGUGCAUCAUCCCAGCGCGCAGACUCGUUGCCAUCGCGUUGGUCCGCAAUCGAGUCUGCGCUCGAUGUUAUCGAAGCCUCCGGCGAGUAAAUAGCAGGUACCGGA